Molecule: messenger RNA, 2076 nt
Organism: Chaetura pelagica (chimney swift)
Lineage: Eukaryota; Metazoa; Chordata; Aves; Apodiformes; Apodidae
Gene: LZTR1
Product: leucine-zipper-like transcription regulator 1
Exons: 17
Cellular component (GO): Golgi apparatus
Molecular function (GO): protein binding
Source: RefSeq, a predicted model, not a curated record
AUGUUGUGCAGGGCUUUUACCACGGGGACCCCUCCAGCACCACGGUACCACCACUCAGCUGUGGUCUAUGGGAGCAGCAUGUUUGUGUUUGGUGGCUACACUGGAGACAUUUAUUCCAAUUCCAACCUGAAGAAUAAAAAUGAUCUCUUUGAGUAUAAGUUUGCAACUGGGCAGUGGACAGAGUGGAAGACUGAAGGCAGGCUGCCUGUGGCGAGGUCGGCGCACGGCGCCACCGUGUACAGUGACAAGCUCUGGAUCUUCGCGGGAUACGACGGCAACGCACGGUUAAACGAUAUGUGGACAAUUGGCCUGCAGGAUAGAGAGCUAACAUGCUGGGAAGAGAUUGAACAAAGUGGUGAAAUUCCUCCUUCGUGCUGUAAUUUUCCUGUGGCUGUUUGCAAAGACAAGAUGUUUGUUUUCUCUGGCCAGAGUGGAGCCAAGAUUACCAAUAAUCUCUUCCAGUUUGAAUUCAAGGAAAAGAUUUGGACACGGAUUCCUACCGAGCACUUACUUCGAGGCUCUCCUCCUCCUCCCCAGCGGAGAUACGGCCACACCAUGGUUGCCUUCGACCGGCACCUCUACGUCUUCGGGGGGGCUGCAGACAACACGCUGCCCAACGAGCUGCACUGCUACGAUGUGGACUCUCAGACCUGGGAAGUUAUCCAGCCCAGCCCAGACAGUGAGGUAAAACAUGGGAGACUCUUCCAUGCUGCAGCUGUGAUCUCAGAUGCCAUGUACAUCUUUGGUGGCACAGUGGACAAUAACAUCAGGAGUGGAGAAAUGUACAGGUUCCAGUUUUCCUGUUACCCUAAAUGCACUCUGCAUGAAGAUUAUGGAAGGCUGUGGGAAAACAGGCAGUUCAGUGACUUGGAGUUUGUUUUGGGAGAGAAGUAAGAGCGGGUUCGAGGUCACGCUGCCAUUGUUACAGCCCGCUGCAAGUGGCUGAAAAAGAAGAUCAUGCAGGCCAGGGAGAGGUUGAAACAGAAAUCAAAGCAAGAUGUUGAAGAUGAGGGACAUGCAAUGUGUCAGAAGGAUGGGAUUGGUGGGAAUGUCAAGUUGUGCCGCCUGCAGCCGCUGCUGGAAGUGCCCAUCCGAGAGGCUGAGGCCCAGCCCUUCGAGGUGCUCAUGCAGUUCCUGUACACGGAUAAAAUAAAAUACCCUCGCAAAGGUCAUGUGCAGGAUGUGUUGCUUAUUAUGGAUGUGUACAAACUGGCCUUGAACUUCAAGCUCUCCCGGCUGGAGCAGCUCUGCCUUCAGUACAUUGAAGCGUCCGUAGAUCUGCAGAACGUGCUCAUUGUCUGUGAAAAUGCCAACAAGCUUCAGCUGGACCAGCUGAAGGAACACUGCCUGAACUUUGUGGUGAAGGAGUCACAUUUUAAUCAAGUAAUAAUGAUGAAAGAGUUUGAGCAUCUUUCUUCAUCCCUUAUCGUGGAGAUUGUUCGGAGGAAACAGCAGCCUCCUGUUCGCACCCAUUCCGACCAACCGCUCGACAUCGGAACAUCUUUAAUUCAGGAUAUGAAGGCUUAUCUAGAAGGAGCUGGGACUGAAUUCUGUGAUAUCAUCCUGCUCUUGGAUGGCCACCCACGGCCAGCCCAUAAAGCCAUCCUAGCUGCCCGCUCCAGUUACUUUGAAGCCAUGUUCCGUUCCUUCAUGCCAGAAGAUGGGCAAGUGAAUAUUUCCAUUGGUGAAAUGGUUCCCAGCAAACAAGCCUUUGAAUCUAUGCUGAGAUACAUUUAUUAUGGAGAAGUAAACAUGCCUCCUGAAGACUCCCUCUACCUCUUUGCUGCUCCUUACUACUACGGCUUCUCCAACAACAGACUGCAGGCCUAUUGUAAGCAGAAUCUGGAAAUGAAUGUCACAGUGGAGAAUGUCCUGCAGAUAUUGGAGGCAGCUGACAAGACCCAGGCCCUGGACAUGAAGAGGCACUGCCUGCACAUCAUCGUUCACCAGUUCACCAAGGUCUCCAAGUUGCCAAAUCUCCGCUCCCUGAGUCAGCUGCUCCUCCUUGACAUCAUAGAGUCCUUAGCUAACCACAUAUCAGACAAGCAGUGUGCAGAGCUGGGCUCAGACAUAUGA